Messenger RNA from Phalaenopsis equestris, 2827 nucleotides. RefSeq lists its product as uncharacterized. The transcript is spliced from 9 exons. Lineage: Eukaryota; Viridiplantae; Streptophyta; Magnoliopsida; Asparagales; Orchidaceae. Gene Ontology annotation, molecular function: protein binding. Bases 4 to 2415 code for a protein of 803 amino acids. The record is from RefSeq and is a predicted model, not a curated record.
UGAAUGAGAUUUGUCGGCGGGCUAUGUGAGAGGAGAGAGAAAGCAAAGAGUGUGUUGUACUGUAGUGAAAGAGAACAAAGUGAGAUAAGGAGAGCUCAGUGGCGCCCUAACCUCGCCCAUCACCCACCACAUGAUGGAGGACCCAACGCUUUCCCCAUAGGGGGAGGAAGGAAACAGGAGAAAGAAGAAGAAGAGUUGCGGAUACGCUGCUUUCUUUUGACGCCUUCGGUUUGGCAUUUCAUGGCCGAUGCCCAGGGCUGCUUCAGUGAGGAAGAGGAUGUGGAUCAGUUCUUCGACUCCAGAGAAGAGUUAUCAUCACUGUUCGAUUCAUGUCAUGAGGAGAAUUCUAACAAUUUGUUCAACAGAGAUCCUCUUUAUGAGGUUUGGAUUAGGAGUCCAAGUAGCAUUCAACACCGUCGAACGAUGUUCAUGAAGUGGAUGGGUUUGGGUCAAGUUGCAAGAGCGCGGCCCGAUUCCGUUGAUGUAGAUAAUGAGAUAAUGGUGGACGAGUCAGUUACAGUGGACCUUGAUAGGUUAUCCAUGGACUGUGGUGUUGUGCUAAGGGGUUCAGAAUCAGAGAAUGGCUCUCUAGCCUUUCCCUGUUUUGAUGAGGUUCGAAGCACUUCUGAAGAUAGCUCUUCUGAUGUGCAUUUUGCAUAUGGAAUCAAGAAGAUACAUGAUGGUAGGGUGUUUUCUGCAGGUGAAGUCGGCCAGAAAGGCACUGUAGGAAAUCUUCUGGAGUUUGGCUCAAAUCAAAUGGCGACACUUGAUAAAUUUGAGAGAAGACUUGGCCCAUCUACUUUGAGCAGUAAUUGUGAGAAAACAGCUAGGAGGAGAAGGAUUGGGUGGUUGAGGAGAUUGCGAUCUUUUGCUUGCAUUGCAGAUAAGCAAUCCUAUGAUGCUGAUUCAAACAUCUCUGAUUAUGAUCAGGGUUGGGAUAACAGAUUUCGAAGAGUUCGGGUAAGAUCAUAUAGAAAGCAAACCAAAGAGCUAUCUGCAGUUUUCAUGGGACAGAAUUUUGUGGCCCAUCAUGGUGCCAUUCUGACCAUGAAAUUUAGCCCUGAUGGAGAGUACCUUGCAAGUGGGGGUGAAGAUGGAGUUGUCAGAGUAUGGAAGGUGAUGGAAUGCCAAAGUAGCAAUGCAAAUGACAUUCCUUUUGAUGAACCUUCUUGUAUUUAUUUUAGCAUGAAUGAUAAUUCGGACCUUUCACCUAUCCAUAUUAGUAAGAAAAAAAGUAUCAACUCUAAGAGUAUGCGAAGGACAACAGAUCUGGCUUGUGUUGUCAUUCCUCGAGAGACCUUCCAAAUAUCUGAGAAACCAUUAUAUGAGUUCCAUGGCCAUAAUGGCGAGGUAUUAGAUCUGGCAUGGUCUAAGGGUUUGGAUUUACUAUCAUCAUCUGUUGAUGAAACUGUUCGUUUAUGGAAAUUGGGGUGCGAUGGAUGUCUCAAAGUCUUCCCUCACAAUAACUAUGUGACUACAAUUCAAUUUGAUCCGUCCGACGACAGAUAUUUCAUUAGCGGUUCUAUAGACGGGAAAGCUCGCAUCUGGGAAAUCUCAACAUGUCGAGUUGUGGAUUGGACUGAUGCUAGACAAAUAAUAACCGCAGUUUGUUAUCGCCCUGAUGGCAAGGUAGUAGUUGUUGGCUCCAUGAUGGGUGAUUGCCGCUUUUAUAAUGCAUCAGACAAUCAUCUUCAGUUGGAUGCUGAGGUUACUUUUCAGGGCAGGACAAAAUCAAAAGAGAAGAGGAUAACUGGCCUUCAGUUUUGUCCCAACAACCAUCUCAGGCUAAUGGUUACUUCUGCUGAUUCAACGGUGCGAAUCAUUGAUGGCUUUGAUGUGGUCUCUAAAUUCAAAGGCCUUCGCAAUGCAAGAAGCCAGAUAUCGGCCAUGUUCACGCCUGAUGGGCAGCAUAUUGUAUCUGCGAGUGAAGACUCGAAUGUAUGCGUAUGGAACCACUCAAACCAGGAUCACAUCCCCUCAUCCAAGCACGUGAGAAGCUCUUGGUCCUCCGAGCGUUUUACCUCUGACUAUGUCUUGGUCGCCGUACCGUGGCAGGGUUUCUCAUCAAAAAACCUACAGUUGUGCAACAAUGCAGAACCUGUCUCUGCACUGGAAUGCAGCAUUGAUAUUACAGAAAGAAACUUCACAUUCUUUGCCAACUCUCUAGGGAACAGUUUCAACCUUUGGCCUCAGUUCCUUUCAGAGAUCACUCCCAAGGGUUCUGCAACCUGGCCUGAAGAGCAGCUCCCAUCUUCCAUGCCCAACUCCUCCAAUCACAGUAAAUCCCAGCUCAAGUUUCUGAAAACUUGCUGGCAAAGCAGCAGCUCUCAUUCCUGGGGCCGAGUAAUAGUGACCGCCGGAUGCGAUGGGAGGAUCAGAUCGUUCCAGAACUUCGGAUUGCCGGUUCGCAUGUAAUUAUUCGAGGUCUUGUAGAUAUAAUUCCUCUGUAAAGAACAUAACUUGUCCUCAGUUGAUUUCUCAUUGGUCAGAGGAUCAAAGUUAGCUGCUUUGAAGAAGAGGAUACUGAAGCUGGCCAGAUGCUGAAAUGUUUUGUUGUUUGUUCUGUUCAGUUUUCUGGGAAGCUUUCUGUUCUGUAAUGGUCUCUUCUUUCUGUUCUGAAUGACCUGACCCUCAUGGGUAUGUUGGUCUGCUCAUCUUGCUGCCAUGACAAGAAUCUGCGGAUGCAAAAUUGGGUGGAUCUGUAUUGUUUGUAUGCCUUUUUUAGAUUUGAUUAUAUAUAAAUAAUUUAUUCUUUGAUCUGUUCAUAAAUUGAUUUUUUUUUGGCCUGUUUGAUUGUGUUCAUUAAUGAUGGAUAUUGUUGUUGAAU